Messenger RNA from Archocentrus centrarchus (flier cichlid), 5851 nucleotides. It is a transcript of the gene slc1a8a, whose product is annotated as solute carrier family 1 member 8a. Gene Ontology annotation, biological process: L-glutamate transmembrane transport. The coding region runs from base 62 to 1789 and encodes 575 amino acids. Gene Ontology annotation, molecular function: glutamate:sodium symporter activity; neutral L-amino acid transmembrane transporter activity; L-glutamate transmembrane transporter activity. NCBI's taxonomy places the organism in Eukaryota, Metazoa, Chordata, Actinopteri, Cichliformes, Cichlidae. The record is from RefSeq and is a predicted model, not a curated record. Gene Ontology annotation, cellular component: plasma membrane. The transcript has 11 exons.
UCUCACAGGUUUGUCUGCCUGCCAGUCACACAUAUAUAAACGCUCAAGGAUAUUUGGAGGUAUGGAGGAGCUUCUGUUACCGAGUGGCGAAGAGGAGGUGCGCUCUGACAACAGUUCGUAUGCUCCUGGAGAUGCAGGGAGGACGAUGGGGGACCAAAUCAAGACUUUCCUCCUGAAGAUAGUGAAGGGGGACCUUGGGACUGUGAAGGAUUUCUGUAGGAGGAAUGGGCUGCUCACGCUGUCAGUCAUCUCUGUGAUCACCGGCUGCACAUUAGGCUUCAUGCUGAGAGGAAGUCAGAUGUCUACACAGGCCAAGAUCUACUUCUCUUUUCCUGGUGAGCUACUGAUGAGGAUGCUGAAAAUGCUCAUCCUUCCUCUCAUCACAUCCAGUUUAAUGUCGGGUUUGUCGUCGAUGGAGUCAAAGGCAUGCUGCCGGAUGGGCGUCAUCACUGUCACAUACUACCUGUGGACCACCUUCAUCGCCGUGGUGGUUGGCAUCGUGCUCGUGAUCAUCAUCAAACCAGGAAUUGGGACGGAGAUGGAGAGCAACCGGCUGGGUGGUGGGCCUGUCAUGACCUCAGCUGACGCCCUGCUCGACCUCAUCAGAAACAUGGUUCCUUCCAACCUGAUCGAGGCCACGUUUCAGCAGUACAAAACAGACCUGAUUCCCAUCCUCAAAGUUCCAACUAAAGCCAUUCAAGCUGACUUCAUCUAUGUCAUCCCUGAUGACAACGACCCCAAAGGCCGGACAGUGUACCUUGAGCUGACUCCUCCUCCUGAUGUCAUAUACAAAACAAGUCCAGGCAGCAGCCAGCAGAUGAACGUCCUCGGCAUCGUUAUCUUCUCCGCAACCAUGGGUCUGUUGCUGGGCAGGAUGGGAGAGCGAGGAGCUCCACUGGUGAACGUCUGUCAGUGCAUUAAUGAGUGUGUCAUGAAGAUCAUCAAUGCUGCUGUGUGGUAUUUCCCAUUUGGGAUCAUCUUUUUGGUAGCAGGAAAGAUCCUGGACAUGCAGGACCCAAGCACACUGGGGAAGAAGCUGGGCUGGUACGGCAUCACUGUGCUCACCGGCCUCUUUGUCCAUGGACUCAUACUCCUUCCUCUCUUCUACUUCCUCCUCACCAGGAAGAACCCCUUCAGAUACAUCCGUGGCCUCCUGCAGGCCAUGGUCAUCGCCCUGGCCACAUCCUCCAGUUCUGCCACACUGCCCAUCACCAUGAAGUGUUUGUUGGAAAACUGCCACGUGGACCGGCAGAUUGCUCGUUUUGUCCUCCCAGUGGGCGCCACCAUCAACAUGGACGGCACGGCUCUCUAUGAGGCAGUGGCGGCCAUCUUUAUUGCUCAGGUUAAUGACUACGAGCUGGACUUUGGCCAGCUGGUCACCAUCAGCAUCACAGCUACAGCUGCCAGCAUCGGAGCUGCCGGGAUCCCUCAGGCUGGUCUCGUUACCAUGGUGAUUGUACUCACAUCAGUGGGCCUCCCGCCAGAUGACAUCACCCUCAUCGUAGCCAUUGAUUGGAUCCUAGACCGGUUUCGUACCAUGAUCAAUGUCCUUGGCGACGCCCUGGCAGCAGGAAUCAUUGCCCAUCUCUGUCGGAAAGACUUCCCCCUCAGCACAGCAGGAAAGUCUGUGCCAUCCUACGGGACGCAGACUCCGCACAACAAAUCCCACACAGUCGACGUGCAAAUGACAGAGAUCCACACACACAAAGCCUGCACGUGUGAGUCGAUGGGUGACUCCGUGAGUCAGAUGCACGCACAUACCGUCUACUACAACAUCUGCCAGGUGUGACUGGAGAGAGUGGAGCAGCUCACCUUAAAAGAGUCCGCCCAAGUUUGGUGAGACAUCAUUGUGCCAUCCUCACAGGAAUGUUAAGAAGAGGUGAAUUCUGUGCAGAAAUAUCCUUUUUGGUGCCAGUUUGAUGCAGCUAUCUGGAGCUGUGGUUUAUUCUGAGUUUCUGUUGCUCACCAAGGACAGGGAGGGUGAGAGGUGCUCUCCAGCAGCCCCUCAGUUCAUCCAUUGUCUCAAGCAAGUUUUUGUAUCACCUGUCUCUUAAAGGCCCACUGGGAUAGAAACCCAUUUUGAUCUGAUUGGCCAUCAUCUGGAAGCCUGCAGAACCCAUUGCUUGUGAGCUGUACUGCCCAUACUUGCUGCACAGAGUGGUCCGAAGCUUUGAUUUUGGUUCCUUGGGAUUACUUUUACAUUUAAUGCAAACAACAAUCAAUACAUGACAGAAAAUAAGAAGAAACAGAAUAGGUUCCUUUUAAAAUAAACUCUCCAAGCUGGUGGACGAUUUUGUAAAAUUUGUUGCAGAACAUGAUACAAGGGGCCUCAUCUGUACCACCUGGAAUACACCUCCAAAGGGAAAUCUGCAAGUUCCUCCAACUACUGGUCAAAAAAAAAAAAGGGUGAUUUAAUUACUUGGUUCUGAAACACGUUUGUUAAUGUGAGGCAUUGCUUAUUCUGGUGGAUACGUUACUGCAGUGAACAUAAUCCCUCUGACAUCAGCUUUUUUUGGUCCUCUGCAGCUGAAAUGAAUGAGGUUGUGUUGCCAUGAUCAUCAUAGCCGCCAUGUGGUUAGAAUGGCUAGGUAUCACCAACUCAACACCACCAAAAUGUUUCUGCAUUGCUGAACUAUAAUUUCCUGGAUGACCACUGUAUGUCCUGCAGCUAUAAUGAGUUCCCCUUUCACGAUGGGUUCAUUUUAUCUGGCUUCAUAUCAGAAAUCUACAUCCUGAUGUUGCAGGUGGAAACAUGGAUCAAUAUGAAGAUAAUUUAGACUUGCUAGAACACACUGGCCUUUAUUUUGGGAUAGUUUUUCAGAAGACAGCUUAUAAAACCCAUACUGGAUCACAGCAGGUCUUAUCUACUAAAGAACAGACAUCUAUAUGGAUGUUUGUUCUCUCUUACCUCCCAGAUAUUAGCACUUCCACAACACUUUGACUGAACGGUGGUCUGAUUGGCUGGUGCCCAGUGCUCACACUGGGUGAAGGGUUAAGGAGUAAUGAAUGAAUCCAAGUGCUCUUCAUCUUAUAGAUGCAACCUUUCUGUUUGCUUUGUAUAUACUAGCAUGCUGGCAUGCGUUCUCACUGACUUCAUGUGAAGUUGAGGUGCAUUAUUUUCUUCUUUUUUUUGUUUUGACUUGAAUAUUGCAACGUAAACAAAGUGCUGUAGGGAUCUGGGGAAUUUUAUCGAUGACCGCUGCAGCUAAAGUGAACAGAUUUUAGUUUGGUCUUCAGUCAGCCCUUGAUCUGCUAAACAAUCAGAAUAGAUUAUGUUACUUUCGGUGAUUUAUCGAGGGCCUCUGGAGCCACAAAACCACCUGAAUUUAUAGAAGUCAGUUUUCUGUUACACCCAGGAGGUUUGAUGAAGAGCAGGCAAUAAAUGAGUGCUCUCAAAUUACUAAUUCAUCUGUAAGGAUUAAUGAAAAGAGUUCUGCAUAAUUUUCAGAAACAUCAGCAUUAUAUGGCUCAAGUAUGUGCGCAGCUGAUGCUCAUACUCCAUGCUCAGUAUGGAGUAUGAGCAUCAGUAUGGGGUAUGGGCUGUUAUACUAUUGUAUGUGCUAUGUCUUCCAUUUUGUACAACAAGCGGGAGACAGCAUAUAUACUGUGAACCCAAGAUGACAUGAUGAGGCUACCAGUACUGGAUACAUGCUGGAUGAUGUUAUACACAGUGGCAGUGGCGCAGUAGGUAGCUUGGUUCUGCUUGCCUUGCAGCCGGAAGGUUGCAGGUUCGAGUCUGUCCCUGCACUGCGUUGUGUCCUUGGGCAAGACGCUUAAACCAUAUUUCCUAACGGUAGUGCCGGUCUCUGGCUGCAUGACCGCAGAUGCUCGUCUCUGGAUGAGUGAUCUGGAACCAUCAUUUCGUUGUGUACCUUGUGCGCACAAUGACAAUGAGUUGAAUCUAACAUCUAAAUAAUACAUCUAUGAAUACACGUUUUCCUUUGCAACUGGGGGUUGCAAAGGAAAACGUGUAUUCGCCGGCCAGUUGGUGAAUGGUUACUGGACGUUGCUGGUUGUUGCUGGAUGAAAUCAGUCACAAAGAGGGUGCUGCACCAAAAACCACCUUGUAAUUGUUUUGGUCACUGGCAGACUGCCGCAGUCACCUGUAGUUUCCAUGUAAGUCCCCAAAUUAUCUGCCAACACUCACCAGUUGCUCACCAAGCAGUACUCAAACUGUGACAAGUGUAACACAAACCAGAAAUGGAGAACAUUUGUCAUCAGAGUAAAAGGUGUGCCUCAGGACCACAGCCAACAUGUUUAAAAAGGCCCAACUUUAUAAAGCAAACAAUAUUAAAUCAAUAGCACAAUAGUGAGUAAAAAAUAAUCAGUGUGUAUAAAUUAGUAAUCUGAGAGCACAGUUUUUUUCAACUGGAUUAAUUUCCUCCCUUAUCCUCAAUAACAUGUCCAAAUUCAAAGGUAAAAAAUUCAUCAAACUAAGCAUCAUGGAUCCCAGGGGAUUUUUUUUGCACAAUGAUUCAUAAGUGUUGUUGAUGUUUUAUAAUUAUGUACCAGUGAUUACCUGUGUUUAAACCUCUCAGUUACCUCUUAACUGUGCAGAUUACCUCGAUUUUGGGAUUCAUUGCUGAAAACACAAAUAUGAUGAAACAUGACAGUUUGUUUAUCUUUAGGGCUGAUGGUAAGAGUGAGAAGGAGAAUUCAAAAAAAGGAUUUGUAUGUUGCAUGAAUUAAAGUUCAGUGGAUGACAUAAAGCUCUUUAACCUAUUUGAAGUGCCCCCGAAUGUCUGUGAUUUAAAGUAGUAGUUUUGUUUGAGUUAAGUGUGAAAACGUAGACCUGCCUUAAUCUACAGCUGCGGUCAGAAGUUUUCAUACGCUCAUCAUUGGCAUGAAUGUCGUGAUAAUUUGGGGGCUUUUAAUGGUUUCUGUGAACUGUUCUUUUUUCCAGGGUGGGAUUGCAGGUGGGUGGGUGAUUGUAGAGCAUACAUCUUUAAAGUAUGAAUUUAUUUUCUCGAAUUCAUGCAGGGUCAAAAGAAUACAUGCAGGCUCAAAUAAUGUUUGGUUAAAUGUUCCUCAGCAAGUUGCACCUCAACCAGAUGCUUUUGGUAGCCAUCACCAAGCUUCUGGCAUAAUGCUGGCUGGAUAUUUGACCACUCUUCUUGGUGGAAUUGGUAGAGUUUCAUGUAAAUUGAUUGGUUUCUGGGCACAGACUCGACUUUUCACCGUAGUACACAAAUUUUCAACAGGGUUGAGGUUGAUGCUUUGGGAAGACUGUUCCAGAAGCUUAACAUUAGCCUGCUUUAUCCAUUCCAAAACCAGUUUUGAUUCAUGUUUGGGGUCAUUGUCCUGUUGGAACGCUCAAUCCUGUCCAAGUUUCAAAUAUGUAAAUUUUGGAGGAGGGGCUUCUUUCUUGGUUGGCACCAUUUCAGUCCAUGGUGAUGUAAAAUUUGCUUCACGGUGGACAGUGACACUGGUGUUCCAGCAGCUUCCAGUUCAUGGCAGGCUUGAGCCUUAGUGGUUCCUGUGUUGUUCCUGAAUGUCCUAACCAAUUUCCUCAUGUGAAUGUGAGACCUUGACAAAUAACCUCUACUUACAUACAGUUGUUUCAGGUUAUGAUCCUGGAAUCUCCAGUUGUCUAGAAAUUGUUCCAAGAGACUUUGCCCACAUCUGUAAAUCUCCUUCUUAGAGCUUUACUGAGUUCCUUGGAUUUUCCCAUUGUUCUGAGUACUGGCCAUGCCAAUAAGUGCUGUCAAACAAAUUCUUUUUAUGCCUUCAAAGAGAAACCUUCAGUGCCACUUAUUAAAAGAUUUAAGUGAGUGUAUGUAUGUAUUAUUUGAGCCUGUAUGAAUAAUUUUGACCCUGUGUUGAUUAAAAGAAAAUCCAAAAUAAAUUCAAA